AUGCUGGUUUUGUCUCAGCUUGUACCUGAGCCUAAAGUCACAUCCUUGGUCACAAUUAAUCAGCUCUCUAAUGGCUUCCGAGUUACGAAGGAGCCUCCCGGUGAUCCAUCGCAACAGGAAGCAAAGCAGAGGGAAGCAGAGAUAAGAAAUACUAUUUUAGCCCAAGUUCUUGAUCAAGCAGCUCGUGCAAGGUUAAGCAAUUUAGCACUUGUGAAACCAGACAAAGCAAAAGCAGUAGAGAAUUAUCUUAUACAGAUGGCAAGAUUUGGACAGCUAGCUGGAAAGGUAUCAGAACAAGGUUUGAUAGAAAUACUUGAAAAAGUGAGUCAGCAAACAGAAAAGAAAACAACAGUGAAGUUCAACAGAAGGAGAGUACUGGAUUCUGAUGAAGAGGAUGAUUACUGAUGCUACUGUAAGGCUGCCAAACGAACGCCUGGAGAAAGGCAACUUGCUGUUGUUAUCAGGCAGAACGCAAGAUCUGAACAUGUUUACGCUUCUUCACUUUUUUUUUUUAUUAUUAUUAUUAUAAAAGGCCAACAAA
Messenger RNA from Empidonax traillii (willow flycatcher), 541 nucleotides. It is a transcript of the gene PDCD5, whose product is annotated as programmed cell death 5. Gene Ontology annotation, molecular function: DNA binding. The record is from RefSeq and is a predicted model, not a curated record. The transcript is spliced from 6 exons. NCBI's taxonomy places the organism in Eukaryota, Metazoa, Chordata, Aves, Passeriformes, Tyrannidae. Bases 1 to 405 code for a protein of 134 amino acids. Gene Ontology annotation, cellular component: cytosol; nucleus.